Molecule: messenger RNA, 2886 nt
Organism: Gadus chalcogrammus (walleye pollock)
Lineage: Eukaryota; Metazoa; Chordata; Actinopteri; Gadiformes; Gadidae
Gene: abraxas2
Product: abraxas 2, BRISC complex subunit
Exons: 9
Coding region: 27-1361 (444 amino acids)
Biological process (GO): protein K63-linked deubiquitination; attachment of spindle microtubules to kinetochore; mitotic spindle assembly
Cellular component (GO): nucleus
Molecular function (GO): microtubule binding; polyubiquitin modification-dependent protein binding
Source: RefSeq, a predicted model, not a curated record
GCCGAUGGUCGGUGGACGUUUCCAUCAUGGCGGCUUCCAUUUCGGGUUAUACUUUUAGUUCUGUGUGUUACCACAGCGCCAACAGUAAUUCUGACCAUGAGGGCUUCCUGUUAGGAGAAGUAAGGCAAGAGGAGACAGUCAGCAUUAGUGACACCCAGAUCAGCACUGCAGAAUUGCUUCAAGUAGUUGAAAUUCAUAACCAUAACCCUUGCGCGCAGUUAUUUAGCUUUUAUGACUAUUCGGGCAAAGUUGACGAAGAAAGUCUCAAGCGAAUACUUAAAGACAGACAGAAAAAUGUCAUUGGUUGGUACCGGUUCCGAAGGAACACCCCGCAGCAGAUGUCGUUCAGGGAACAGAUCAUCCACAAACAGUUGACCCAGCUGCUGGGCGUGCCAGACCUAGUCUUCCUUCUCUUCAGCUUCAUCUCUACAGCCAACAGCUCCACCCACGCUCUGGAGUAUGUGCUCUUUAGGCCCAACCGCAGCAGGUACAACCAGAGGAUCACCCUAACUAUACCGAACCUCGGUAAUACCAGCCAGCAGGAAUACAAAGUCUCCUCAGUGCCCAACACCUCGCUCAACUACGCAACCGUCAUCAAGGAGAAUGGAGCCGAGUUCUUUGACAAGGAUGGUGUCAUGAAGGAUAUUCGAACGAUUUUCCAAGUCUACAACGCACUACAGGAUAAACUGCAGGCGGUCUGUGGAGAGGUGGAACAGAGCGAGCGCAUUAAAGAGAAGAUUCAAGAAGAUGUGAACGAAAUCAAACAACAAAUUGAUCUCAGGAAACGGAAGACGGCGGAGGAGGAGAAAAAGCUCUGGGAGGCUCAGCACGCAGAUCUUCAUCAGUCCAGCCCAGAGGAGAACACGGAACAGUCCAGGGCUUCCCUAACAUCCAGGAUAGCCUUCCAGACCCCCGCGGCUCCCGAGCGGCCGGGCAUCUCACCCAACCCUCCUUCUUAUGAGGACCUCAUGUCCCAUGACAGAGCUCUGCUCUCCACCUCCUCCACCCCCACCAGCGCAGCCCUGCUGCCACGGCCCCAGGCGGUGGGUUCCCCGGGCCACCCCAGCCCCGCCUCGCUGGUACUGGGCAUGGGUCUCGGGCUAGGCCUCGGGGCCGGCUCGGGUCCCACUCUCCCCUCCGUCACACCGUACCUGGGUAACGGCGACGGCUCGAGCUCCGACUCCCUGGACAGACAAGCGGCAGGACAGGAGGACGAGGAAGACGAAGAAGAUGAGGACGAAGACAGUAGUGAGUACGAGAACUUGGUAAGCGAAGCCCAGCUUUUGCCACCCCUGUUGGCACAGGGGCGCCCAGCAGCGCUCAGUCCUGACGGAGACGUGCGGGGCUCACAGACCUCGUAGACCACAUGCCGCUGUGUGCCAAAGGGACACCAAACAGCUUGGUAUGAUGAAUCGAUAACCUAAUCAAAGACUAUUAAUUUCCUGUACGAGGGAGGAAGUGGCAGGCCUGGAGAGAAAAGGCGUGCACAGGGGGAUGUUUCCACCAUAUGCGUUUCUUAUUCGUCUGUAGUUUGACCUCCAUUUUUAGGGGAAAACUAACCCCGGCUUUGCAGACUUAAUGGGAGUAACUGGAGAAAUGUGUUCUUUUAACAUCGGGUCACUCCGUAGUGGAUGCGUGUUGUUUCAGUGUCAGUGGUGGCCGACUGAUCUGGGGAGCCCUCUUGGUACGACACAGACUUUAGUUCACCCUCACUGGAUCAUGCUACUUCACUUCCACUGGAUCAUGCUAUUUGCGCAUCUCUGAGCACCCAACGAUACCAUUACCUCUUGCACUAUUUUUGCCUUCAAUUUAUUUAAGAAAAGAAAAGGGAAAAAUAUUUAGCGGCCUUCAAACUUUUCUUUUUCUUAUGAGGUAGGCACGUUUUUAUUUUAUUUUAAAAGAUGUAUGUUGACAAUUUUUUCUUUUAAAUUGCACAGUUAGGUCAUUUUGAUAUUGGGUGUCCAUUAGUAGUUUUUGUUUUCAUACAAGCACAGUAUGUCUAUAAUAAAUAGUCGAGAUGCCUAUUAAGUAAAAAUUGAUUUAAAUCACAUUCAUCCUUCCACUUCUAUAGUAGGUGCUGGUGUAUUUUUGUCAGAGUAACAAGUUUGUGAAACUUGCAUAAUCAACAACGAUAUCAGUGUCUCCUUUAGAUGAACACUGACAUCAAAUGCGCUUUGCUGCACUUAGCUAGUCAGAUUUAAUCCGAUUUAUUUUUAAUAUUGUGCUUUAACAAUGAGGAAAUAUUUGCCACUUUUUUUUGUACAUUGGUUUGUCUUCACAGGGCAAACAAACAUACUGUAGCUUUACCAGAUGCUGAUGGCUCUUACACUAAAGCUGCAACACAGAGCAAAACCACAACACAAACUUUGCACCUGCCUGUUUAUUCUUUCCAUAAAAGUCAUCCCUCGCACACUCGCCUCAGACUGCUCAUAUCCCCCCGCAAACUACUACUAACGUUACACAAGCUGUGUCUGUGGACUUGGUAUCUAUUAAAUUCAUUAUGGAAGGCCAACUGCCUCUUUUACUGUGUACUGUAACCCUGGUUACCAAGGCAGAUCACUUUCUGUCUUUCUACAGAGUCCACAUCAGAUCUCAUGCAUUUCAAACCUGACCAUUCAGUUGUUAUGUAUGUAGACGUUGACGAAAAUACCGUGGCUUUAGAUUGGAUUACAGUGCCUUCCACUCAGGAUUGUGUCAUACACCCGUAACUGGACACAGAAUGCAUUUGCAAUGACUUUUUAAUCUAUGCUGUUCUUAAAAUGUUUUUUUUUGUUAUUUGCUACACAUUUACAACGCACUAGUGUAAUGUGUUGCUUCAUCUUUACAACUGAUAUUGAAAACACUGCACACCCUUAUAUGUGAUAUUUCUUUUUUCUGUUAUUUUUC